Messenger RNA from Nematolebias whitei (Rio pearlfish), 1122 nucleotides. It is a transcript of the gene nr2f6a, whose product is annotated as nuclear receptor subfamily 2, group F, member 6a. NCBI's taxonomy places the organism in Eukaryota, Metazoa, Chordata, Actinopteri, Cyprinodontiformes, Rivulidae. The record is from RefSeq and is a predicted model, not a curated record. Gene Ontology annotation, biological process: cell differentiation; negative regulation of transcription by RNA polymerase II; anatomical structure development. Gene Ontology annotation, molecular function: RNA polymerase II cis-regulatory region sequence-specific DNA binding; nuclear receptor activity.
GUCAAACAGAGAGUGUCAGAUCGAUCAGCACCACAGGAACCAGUGCCAGUACUGCCGCCUGAAGAAGUGUUUCCGCGUUGGCAUGCGCAAAGAAGCAGUUCAGCGCGGUCGCAUCCCACCUCAGCCAAGCCUCAGUCCUUCCAUGACACCCAUAGGUGGUGCCAGCGGCCUGGGAGGUGGCGAGUUUUACAACAACAACAACGGAGGAGGAGUGGGUGGAGGUCAGCCCGUGUCUGAGCUCAUUUCCCAGCUGCUGCGAGCCGAGCCGUAUCCCAGCAGUCGAUAUGGACAUCAGUACAACCAGCAGACCGGUCCAGAGAACUCCAUGGGCAUAGAUAAUAUCUGUGAACUGGCUGCUCGUCUGCUCUUCAGCACAGUGGAGUGGGCCAGAAACAUUCCUUAUUUCCCUGAGCUGCCUGUGUCGGACCAGGUGGCGCUGCUGAGGCUAAGCUGGAGUGAGCUUUUCAUCCUCAACGCAGCACAGUCGGCCCUGCCGCUCCACAUGGCACCCCUGCUGGCUGCAGCUGGCUUUCACUCGUCGCCGAUGUCGGCCGAGCGCGUGGUGUCCUUCAUGGACCAGGUGAGGAUGUUCCAGGACCAGGUGGACAAGCUGACAAGGCUGCAGGUGGACUCAGCUGAGUACAGCUGCCUCAAGGCCAUCGCGCUCUUCUCACCAGAUGCCUGCGGUCUGACAGACCCAGUUCAUGUGGAGUCUCUGCAGGAGAAGGCUCAGGUGGCGCUGACGGAGUAUGAGAGGAUGCAGUAUCCGAGUCAGCCUCAGCGCUUUGGCCGCCUGCUCCUGCGCCUGCCUGCCCUGCGUGCCGUCCCUGCCAACCUCAUCUCCCAGCUCUUUUUUAUGCGCCUGGUCGGAAAGACCCCCAUUGAGACGUUGAUCCGUGACAUGCAACUCUCCGGAAGCUCCAUCAGCUGGCCGUAUGUCCCGGGACAGUAGCUCCACGCUGGACAAGUUCUCCGUCUGGCAUUAGCAACGCCAAGACCCUGCAGGAAACCUGACUCAUCACUACCCAUCUGUGUGGUCGUCACAAUGCAGUGCCAGACUGUCAUACAUGCUGUGCUGUAACCGCUUCAUUCCCCCUCAUGAAACAGGCCCCUGGUCCCCAC